Molecule: messenger RNA, 3754 nt
Organism: Haliotis rubra (blacklip abalone)
Lineage: Eukaryota; Metazoa; Mollusca; Gastropoda; Lepetellida; Haliotidae
Product: protein Aster-B-like
Exons: 17
Coding region: 96-2651 (851 amino acids)
Biological process (GO): intracellular sterol transport
Cellular component (GO): endoplasmic reticulum-plasma membrane contact site; endoplasmic reticulum membrane; plasma membrane
Molecular function (GO): sterol transfer activity; sterol binding
Source: RefSeq, a predicted model, not a curated record
UGUUAGGUUUUGGAGAAUAUUAUUAUAUGGUGCACAAGUGCACGAUGAUGUAUUUUGUGCUAAGCGGAUAAUUUCCGCAUGUCAGAUAUUGCCCAAUGAGCAGAUAUAGCCGGAAAACACUCUUGGAGAUAUCUAAGUCAAAUUCCAGCCCGGAAGGAUUUGACAAGUUCCGCGAGGGCAGUGAGCCGAGAGAGUUUAUCGGGAGUAAGCAGACAACAUCGGUGGAUUCCGUUCACAACUCUAAGUAUCAACGUUUGUCGCCCCAACCCCACAAGCGCCACCGGCGUUCACGUGAUUUGACCCCUGCCUCGAGUCAGGAGUCUCUCCACAUGGCUGGUGGCACCCCCUCACCUUCAGCACGUGACAGCCUCAUUAUCAGCACCUCAGAGAUCCGCGAUGACGAACGCAGAAAAUCCUCAGCAGACAUCUCAUCUCGACCCCAAAACACAACCAUUGAAGAGGACCCAAGGGAGACAACUCUGGAUGAUCCUGAGAGCCCAUCCAACAGUGACAAGGUGAACGGCAAUGUGGAAAAUGCCAGUGAAGAGAGUGGAGGUGACAACAGGGAGCCCUCACCACAAGUGUCCUUCGACAAUGGCUCCCCGAUGGAUGACAGAACGUCGGAGAGACGCAUGUAUACCAUAGACGGAGAAUCGCAGUUGGAGAAGGAGAAGCUGCCGAACCGACAUGCGCGGGAGAAAUCAUUCGAGAGGUCCCUCGACAACAUCAUGGACAAAUGUUCGGAGAAGUCGCUGGACCUCAACUUAAGCGUGGAGUCGUGGAAUGGGUCUAUGAGUGACGCCAGUUGUCGGUCUCCAGACAACAGUCUUGCAACAGGCUCCAACUCAAUAAAAUAUUCGAAGAAUGAGAAGAAGAAGAAAUCAGCAUGGUAUACGAUGCUGGCGCCAAGCUACAAGACAAAAACAGAUGAUUUUCGCAAAACAUUCAAGGAUAUUCCUCAUGAAGAACGCCUCAUUGUCGAUUACUCGUGUGCGCUGCAGAAGGACAUCCUGGUGCAGGGACGGAUGUACAUCACACAGAACUGGAUCUGCUUCUACGCCAACAUCUUCAGAUGGGAGACUGUGCUAACCAUACAGUGCAAGGAGAUUACAGCUGUCACAAAGGAGAAGACAGCCAGAGUCAUCCCCAAUGCAAUCGCCAUAACAACCGAGCGGGAAAAGUAUUUCUUUACCUCCUUUGGUGCCAGGGAUAAAACGUUUAUGAUGCUGUUCCGAAUAUGGCAAAAUGCUCUCUUGGACCAGCCGAUGAGUCCGAAGGAGUUGUGGCAGUGGAUACACUACAGCUAUGGUGAGGAGCUGGGUCUCACCUCCAGCGAUGACGACUAUGUGCCACCGCCCGGCAUGGACGAUCUCCGGGAGAGACUCAGCAAGGAGGAGAUCAUGCCACCCAAGGGGCUGUCUGAUUCCUCAGAUAUUCAUUUGCAGGGUGAGCUUGGUCAGCUGAUCAGUAACGACGACACCGAUGUCCUCGUGUCGGACGAAGUCUUUUGCCAGUCGCCAGUGCCAUUAGAUUCUCCCCUCGGUAUUCGUGGUACUGAGGUUCCCACUGAUUUUGGGGACACAACGGAAGACAGUGAAGGUGAGGUGACUUGUUCUGGUCAUGAACACCUGGAGAAGUGUUACCUGGAUGAGGUGUUCAACCUGUCCGUGGACCAAGCCUUCGAGUACCUGUUCACAGACUCUGCUUUCUUUAGGCAGUUUGUUGCAUCACGGAAGACUUUCGAGUUGGAGCUGCCAGAUUGGAGCGAAGUUGAUGAGAACGGAAGUCGGGCUCGAAUCAUCCGCUACACCCUUACACUUAACCAUUCCAUAGGGCCAAAGACUUCCCCCUCAGAAGAAAAACAGACGUGUAUGAAGGAGAGUCAACAUGGGCUCAUGUACAUCAUCGACACCGACUGCAUGAAUGGAGGUAUCCCCUACGCUGAUGCCUUCUUCGUUGCCAACCGCUACUGUCUGACUCGUGUUUCUAAGAACAAGUGUCGGAUCCAUGUCUCCAGUGAAGUGAGGUACAAGAAGUCUGUCAUCGGCAUUAUCAAGGGCAUGAUCGAGCGGAGCGCUGUAGGCGGACUGACGGACUACUUCCGUGCACUAUCUGCCCACCUACGUCGAGAGGCUGAGAGACAGGAGACAGUCAACAGCAGUCAGAAACCAGCCAAGAAGAAACUACGUAGACGCAGGAAAAUCAUUGGGAGCAUCUCAGAAGUUGUAACACCGUCACGGCAGCCGGAAAGACAGAUGUCAGCUCCCCCCUCCCCAGUGAAACACAUGGGAACCCGAGACAUGAAACUUAGUGUGAAUGCUGAGUCCUUUGUGCGAUUAAUAUUUUUCAUAUUGGCGGUAAUGGUCGUACUCAACGCCAUCCUGUUCUUCAAGGUGUGGUGCCUGGAGGACAUCGUCAGGCAGAGGUACCUCCAUCACACAGCCAGGGACUUUGACAACAUCGAGGAAUAUCCCCGGUCUCAGGAACAGUGGGCCAACUUGUUGAAGCAGCAGAAGAGUAUGUACAACCGGGAGAUUGACAAGUGGAGCGACGUGUUGUCUACCUCCAUACAGUUGAUAGAACAGAUGAAAGGCACCUUAGAAGCACUCAGGGACGGACUGAAAUUGAGGAAUGCUGACAGGAAGUCCUGACCCACAAUGCAUCUGUGCGAGCACUAACCUCAAACCUACCUGUCCAGUAGUCAAUGGUAGAGGUCACAACUCCACAAAACCAGCAACAAUCUUGGGAUCAGCAGCAAAGGUUUUUGUGACAUUUGAUUGGUCAGUGGUUGUUUUCUCUCUGACCAAUCAGGGACCAGGAUUUUCCAGCUUGUGAAACUGUUACUGAAUGUGAUAUAAUGUCUCUGGUAUACAAGAGAACGUUGUUGAUAUUUAUUUGACAAUGAGAGAAGUCUCUCAGUUAAGUUAUGACUAUAAUAGAUGUCUAUGCAGAGUUUACACUGCAGAAUCGCAUCCAAAUAUCUGUUCUUUGUCAUUAAUGGAUUUUCUUCACAACAGGAGGUAUGCCAAAAUCACCAGUUUAAGUAUUUAACAAACAUUUGGGACGCAGGUAGGAAUGAUCACCAAGAUAUGUCAUGGGUGAACAUUAUGAUUUGAGUCAGCACUGUGCUAGUAUUGUUUCAUUCCAACUUAUUUUACAUGUGAAAGGGUAUGGAAUUCAUUAGUAGGCAUUCAAGGUUUUGAGAAUUUAGCUUCAGUGGGAUGGAGGGUGGAGGGUUCAGUUGCAGAAUACAAGUAGACACAUCAAUGCAAGGCCACAUUUGUGUGACUGUGGCAGGUUGUGUAUUCAUGUGUGAGUGAGGAACGUUGUGUAUUCGUGUGUGAUUGGGGAACAUUGUGUGUUCAUGUGUGACCGUGGCAUGUCGUGUAUUCCUGUGUGACUAUGGCACGUCAUGUAUUCUUGUCUGACUGUGGCAUGUCAUGUAUUCCUGUGUGACUGUGGCAUGUCACAUAUUCCUGUGUGACUGUGGCUCGCCAUGUUUUCGUGUGUAUUUUGUGUGUCAAAGACUGAUGUUUUUUCCGUUACCAAUGUGUACUGAUGAAAAAAGUAGGGAGUAUCUCACCAACCAACAUCAGCUGCGUCACCCAGUCAGGAGUAAAUACAGUUAAGUAUAACACCAAUGUAUGUGUAUACGUGUGUACGUGUGUAUGUUCAUCAUGUAGUGAUCAGUCAGUGAAGGUCACAGCCAGAUGAGGGGCUGACUAGCAUGAUAGGGGCCAUGGUGGAACCAAUG